UUCGUGGAUUUGGGAUACCGAGAACUUGCAACGUUAGGACUGUCGUGACAGGAAGCUGAAGAGGUGGGCCUGGCUCGCCAGUUCAGUCAAAACGAAAUGGCUGCUGUUGAGCAAAUGAUGGCCGACCGGCCUCAUGGUCCGGCUCUUGAUGCCGCCUUGAACGGGUCUUCGUCAAGUCCCAUGAGCGCCGACGUGAAUCGACAUAGCCAAAGCCCUGUUCUCGACGAAAGUUCUUUUGGCGGCACACCAGCGACUGGAGAUACCAGGAUCGUCGUCAUUAUCUUUGGACACGCACAGGAUCGGAUUGUGUCCGUGUUCGCCGAGGUGCUGGGCGCUCCCUUCAGGAUAAGAGGUGGUUUUAGCCAAGUAACAGCCGAUGACCGUGGCUUCGUCGUCGGAAUUGCCGCCUCCCAAGCAAAGGACGACGUUGCUGCGCGCAAUCAGGAGCUUAUGGUCGCCAUCAAUGCUCACUGUGUCAACCUAGGAAUGCCUCCGGACCUCCACCUGUCAGCCCAAUGCGAUUACGAAUUCCUUUAUACCGAAUCUCAUUUCAUCCGCCGCGAUUUGGCAAGGUUCACGUCUUUUACUCUCGGCCAGAUCAGUCACCAUGCAGCUCUGAUGGCAAAACCGAGGACUUACUUCAUCUCCACCACCUUUCCCGACGUCCACGCCGCCUUGCCCAACAUUGAUAUUCUGACUGUGGGCGCCGAUGCUGUCGAAAUCCGCGUCGACCUGUUACAGGAGCCGCUUGGGGACGGAUCCUUUUCAGAGAUUCCUAGUUUGAGUUAUGUGGGUGAGCAAGUCAUGCUUCUCCGCCAGCGCACAGAACUCCCCAUCAUCUUUACUACUCGAUGUACCCGCGAAAAUGGAAGGUUCCCCAUGGACAACCCGGACAUAUACUAUGAAUACCUGUACCGUGCAAUCCAAUGGGGAGUAGAGUAUAUUGACGUGGAGCUCUGGUUACCAGAAACCAUUAGGCGGAAAUUGUACGAGAAGCGGGGAAACUCCCGUAUCAUGUCGGCCUUCCAUGACUUUUCUGGGACCUUUCGGUGGCCGUCCAAGUACGCUCAGGAGGUGUUCCAACAAUCCCAACGGUACGCGGACAUUAUAAAGAUGAUUGCCAUUAUCAACGAACACAACGAGAACUUUGAGUUGGAAUACUUCCGCUCCAAAAUGCGAUCCGAAUACCCCGAUGCCCCUCCAUUCUCUGCCGUUAACAUGGGCGAAACUGGUCAAUUCUCGAGGACACUGAAUCCCGUCUUCACUCCUAUCACUCACCCGCUUCUCCCCAUAAUCGCUGCUCCCGGCCAGAUGAGCGCCGCAGAAAUCAAUGCGGCUUUGUCAUUGUUGGGCCAGCUCCCUAGGAAGUCCAUAUAUGGUAUCAGCAGCACGGCAUCACGGAGCGCCACACCACAAGCACCAUUCUAUGAGAAGUGUUUCAAUGAACUUGGACUACCUCACCACUUCGCAGUUGUUGACAGACAUCCCAGCAAUCCAGGAAGCAUGGAGGCAUGGUGUAACCAAAAGCACUUUGGAGGCGCAUACCUCAAUCCAGGAUUACCGCAUCAAACCAUAACCAAGAACAGUUCAUUCUUCACGAGUCUCAAUGCGGGCACCGGGCCCAUAUUGACGGAGGCCGCUCGUGUUAUCGGAAUAGUGGACACAAUCGUUGUUAGGUCUGGAUCUUCGUCAACAUCAUCGUCGCCCCAUUCGAUCCCGUCAAGCCCUCGUCAUCGUCAGAGCGACUCUCUCGAACCCAUUAUCUUGUCGGGCUUACCACUUAACUCCACCCUUGUUUUUGAUAACGCGGGCUGGAAAGGCAUACUGAGCACGCUCACCCGGGACCUCGCCCCUUCCGCAUACUUUGGACGUUCGGCUGUGUUGAUGGCAUCUUCUUCCGAUGAUGCUGCACCUGUUAUAUUUGCCAUGAGAGCCCUCAAGAUUGCUAAAAUAUAUACCGUGGGAUUUCGGACGCCGUCUGCCCUCGCCCGAAACGCACCCCCGAUCGAACCUUUCAUCAGCCUCGAGAGCCUGCAACGCGCCCGGUCUGUGGACGAUGAAAGCUCCCCGUUCGUCAUCGUCUCGGCGCUGCGCCCAGAGAAGAGUAACCUAGUCGGAAUGUUGCUUCGGGCAUUCGGAGGCGCUGGUUCGAGAGGCUCGUCGAUGUCGAAGAAGGUCUUCCUUGACCUGGCGGAAGGAUCCUCCCGAAGGAGUUCCGAUCCAAGUCUGAUCGCAGAAAAGAGUGGUUUUGCCGCGUACGGAGCGGUUGAUGUGGCGGCCUUCACCGCUGUGGAGAGUCUGCGGCUGCUAGUCGGGCAGAACGUUCCGUAUAGCUUCGUCCGACUAGCCAGCGGCAGCAACCUUUACUGAGCAGAACUGGAGUA
Molecule: messenger RNA, 2384 nt
Organism: Ilyonectria robusta
Lineage: Eukaryota; Fungi; Ascomycota; Sordariomycetes; Hypocreales; Nectriaceae
Product: type I 3-dehydroquinase-domain-containing protein
Exons: 1
Coding region: 97-2370 (757 amino acids)
Molecular function (GO): 3-dehydroquinate dehydratase activity
Source: RefSeq, a predicted model, not a curated record